This is a messenger RNA of Bactrocera latifrons, 759 nucleotides long. RefSeq lists its product as uncharacterized. The coding region runs from base 1 to 759 and encodes 252 amino acids. The transcript is spliced from 4 exons. The record is from RefSeq and is a predicted model, not a curated record. Lineage: Eukaryota; Metazoa; Arthropoda; Insecta; Diptera; Tephritidae.
AUGGCACCGAAAAAGAAGCUACUUUCUAUUAAAGAGAAAAUGCAAAUUAUUAAUGUUUUCGAAAAAGAAAAGUUAUCAGUACGUGGAAUUGCAAAAAGGUUCAAUAUUGACAAAACGCAAGCUGAAAUUAAUAAAAAUAAAGAAAAAAUUCGUUCUAAAUGGGAAAGCCAGCUCGGAAUAGACAGGAUGUGUUUUCAUUGGCUCGCUAAGGCUAGAAUUCAAAAAAUUCCGAUUUCUGGUCCCAUUUUGAAAGCAAAGGCAAUGGAAAUUGCAGGAAAACUGGGUGUACCUAAUUUUAAAGCUUCGGAUGGAUGGCUCUCAAAAUCUAUUAAUGUACUGGAAGCUGCAUAUUUUAUCAAAGCAUCUUGGGAUAAAGGGGAAGCCACAUCAAUCCGAAACUGCUUCCGUAAAGCAGGAUUUUUGGAAACCUUAGAGCAUCCUUCAGAUUUUGAUCCCGAAGAUGACAUUCCACUGGCAGUCUAUGGUAGGCUUCAGGAAGGACUAGAUUUGGCAAAUGAUUUCGAAGGUUUUCUCCAAAUAGAUCAAAAUGUUUUCACUGAGGACAACCAUAUAGAAAUUCAAUUUGACCAACCAGAUGAUACUAUGGACUUAAGUGAUGCAGAAGAUGAACCUUCAGAAGAAAUAAGUGACCCCAUAAYAUCAUAUGAUGAGGCUUUAAAACUUGUUGCGCGCUUGAAACAAUUUGCAAAAAAUGACUAUGUAGUUUUUCAGCAGGUUAAAAAUGUCGAGUCACUUUGA